AUGUGGGUCAGGACGACACUGAGGAUUGAAAGGUGGACUAAGGAAAAGACUGAGGACAAUGCCAGCAUCUGGGAUGAGAGCAGCACUGACGUAAACAGGUUACCCGGCUGGGAGAGAGGACAUCGGCUGGCUGGUGUGCCAUCUAGCACCGAAGCAUCUACCUUCUCCUCUGAAGGUGAAUUCAAGGACCCGGACAGGUGCUGCUGGAAACACAAGCAGUGCACUGGGCACAUCAUCCACCCCUUCACCUCGGACUGUGGCCACCACAACCUGCACCUGCACUCUGUCAGCCACCGUGACUGUGAUUCUAGGCUGAAGGAUUGCUCAGAGAAGACAAACAGCGACAACUCCCAAGAUGUGGGCCCAACCUGCUCCCGAGAUGAGGGCUUAGCAUGUUUCAACAUCAUCCAGUCCCCUUACUUUGAGCUCAUCCCAGAGGAAGAGUGUGUGGAGCGGUUCUGGUAUGGCUGGGGCAACAGCUACAGGCCUGUCUCUGUGGCAGUGAUCUACCAUCCGGUCCACCAUGACUAUGUGGCAGACGACCUGAAUGAAGAGGAGGAGGAGGAGGAAGGCCAGGCUCCCAUUCCGACCCAGGUGGGGCCCGCCGCCGCCGCCGCCGCCGCCCCCACUAACACAGGCCCGGGCGCCGUCCCAGGUAGCCCAGACUCAGCAGCUCCCGUCACGAUCUGGCGCUCUGAGAGCCCCACGGGGAAGUCCCAGGGCAACAAGGUGAUCAAGAAGGUGAAGAAGAAAAAAGAAAAAGAGAAAGACAAGGAAGAGGAGACGGAGGAGAAGGUAAAGCCGAAGAAAAAAGUCAAGAAGGGCAAGUUGAUGAAAAAGAAAAGCCCGGUGGAAUCGGAAUCUUUACCUCCAGACUUGAGCCGAUCAGUAAGCCCCAGAGAGUUGACCAGGAUGUCUGAGUCCAGCCCAGACAGCCCGGAGGACCUGGAGAGCGAGGACAGUUACAACGACCCCAGGCGGGAGGAGCCCUCCAGCGAGGAUAUCGUGGAGUCUUCGUCGCCCAGGAGGAGAGAGAAGAACACGGUCCGGACUAAGAAACCUGGGGCCAAGACCUCACCAGUCAAGAAGGUCAAGAGGAAAUCUCCCCCAGCAUCAAACCCCAAUCUCAGUUGAGGCCAGGGCGUCCAAGGUGAAGAAUAAAUGCGAUCAAGCCUGUAGCUGACCCCCUGCUGCUGUUCUCUCUCCCUCCAACCUGUCCCUGGGGCGGGGGGCGGGGGGUAAGGGGGUGGGCUCUGGGCGUAGCUGGAGCCAAGGGGCCAGGGGGCUGCAGGACUUUCUGAAGGGUAAUCUUUCAGGAGGGAGUCCAUGGGAACGUAGGAGGGAGGGCAGGGGGGGGACACAGCCUGUUUCUCUGUAACAUCCUAGGCUCGGGGCAGGAGAGGAGCACAUCUGGGUGGGGUGGGAAGGAGGCUGCCCAUCUCCUGGGAGACUGGUCUGUGUGAAAUCCGCUCGGGGAUUUCAGGCAGUGCUGUCUGCAGUGAUACCCCUAAUAAAUGGAACCUUUUAACCCACUCUG
Odobenus rosmarus divergens (Pacific walrus) is the source of this 1537-nucleotide messenger RNA. It is a transcript of the gene PROCA1, whose product is annotated as protein interacting with cyclin A1. NCBI's taxonomy places the organism in Eukaryota, Metazoa, Chordata, Mammalia, Carnivora, Odobenidae. Gene Ontology annotation, molecular function: A2-type glycerophospholipase activity. The record is from RefSeq and is a predicted model, not a curated record. Bases 1 to 1134 code for a protein of 377 amino acids. The transcript is spliced from 5 exons. Gene Ontology annotation, biological process: arachidonate secretion; phospholipid metabolic process.